Molecule: messenger RNA, 1741 nt
Organism: Tachysurus vachellii
Lineage: Eukaryota; Metazoa; Chordata; Actinopteri; Siluriformes; Bagridae
Gene: uprt
Product: uracil phosphoribosyltransferase (FUR1) homolog (S. cerevisiae)
Exons: 7
Coding region: 185-994 (269 amino acids)
Source: RefSeq, a predicted model, not a curated record
UCACGUCCCGUUAGUCUGUUGUGGUUCCUGUAAGAAGACGUCAUUAACGGAUUUGUACUUGACAAAUGGCGAGCUAGAACAACCGGAAAGCGUGAGCUGCGUCUCCGGAAGCUCAUUUCUCUCACCGAGACGUGUAUAUAGGUGUAUUUAUAUACCUAUUAGUUUAUUUUAGGGCUUCGUUUCUAUGGAAACGAGCUGUCUGGAGAACGGGAUGCCGUGUCAGAACCAGAAGCAGGUGAUCAGCGAAAGGCGCGAGCUCGAGCACGCGGCCAAGCAGGUGCGGUUCGCGGAGAAGAGCAGCAGCGCGAGCGCCGCUUCAGCACGAGGACACGGAGAACCGGAUAACGGUAACGGCUCCGGGAGCGACAUCGUGAAACAGAUCGGAUCUCAACUCAAACUUCUGCCCUUAAACGACCAGAUCCGAGAGCUGCAGACCAUCAUCCGGGACAAGUCCACCAGUCGAGGUGAUUUUGUGUUUUCUGCAGACAGAUUGAUAAGACUGGUGGUUGAAGAGGGACUCAAUCAGCUUCCAUACAGUGAAUGCACUGUGAUCACACCCACAGGUCACAAAUAUGAUGGGGUGAAGUUCGAGAAGGGAAACUGUGGUGUUAGCAUCAUGCGAAGUGGUGAGGCGAUGGAGCAGGGUCUGAGGGACUGCUGUAGGUCAAUCCGCAUCGGGAAGAUUCUCAUCCAGAGCGAUGAGGAGACUCAGAAAGCCAAAGUUUUUUAUGCCAAGUUUCCUCCUGACAUCAACCGCAGAAAGGUGCUGCUAAUGUACCCCAUACUGAGUACGGGUAACACGGUGAUUGAGGCGGUGAGGGUGCUAAAGGAACACGGACUCCAAGCUAAACACAUCAUACUGCUGAGUCUUUUCUCCACACCGCAUGGUGCAAGGUCCAUAGUAAAGGAGUUUCCUGACAUCACAAUCCUGACAACUGAGGUUCAUGAUGUCGCUCCCACACACUUCGGCCAGAGAUACUUCGGCACAGACUGACACUGACACACACACAAACACACACACACACACACACACACACUGAUUUCUGUUUGGUGUUUGUGACUCCUGCUCAGUCUUCUCACUGCGCUCUCAUUCCCAUCACAGACUGAACACACCACAGACGACGCUCAGUAACCAAAGUUUUUUUUUUUUUUUUUUUUUGGCCCCUCGUCCUCACAAGAACGUUUUAAUCAACUGACAGCAGAUCUUGUUAUUUGAGCUCUUGUUUUGCUUUCAUGUUACUGAACACAGCACGUGAACAUGUGGCUGUGUUCAGUCUCCACACUGACAGCGAUGUUCCAUAAACACCGUUCUCAUGGAAGUUUUUUUUUAAUACUCUUUACUUUAAUACAGUGUUCACACACACACAAGGAUAUCUGGACACUGAACACAGCUAACGUUCAUCCAACACAGAGAGCGACGUUAAACCACACAGGCUUUAUUCUGGAAACAGGAGAAGACGACGAUACUUGAACGUUCGUUAAGUCCAUAAAGCUUUUUAUCCAUCAAUCACCUCAGAAGCCACGCCCACACCUAAAACAUCUAUAAAAUCCGUUGUAGAUGUGAAGACUGAAACAAACCUGGACGUUCCAGAAAGUUCUGCAGUGUUCUGGAGCUUAGAAGACACAUUCCAGCUUCGGUGCUUACGCUCAUCCACCGGGUUUCUCCUCUAGGUUCUGCCCAAUCAGUGCUAUGAUGAUUAUAUAUUAUAUAUUAAAUAAAUAAAUAAUAUUUUCUACUACA